This is a messenger RNA of Oryza sativa Japonica Group (Japanese rice), 1240 nucleotides long. RefSeq names its product thaumatin-like protein. Gene Ontology annotation, biological process: defense response. NCBI's taxonomy places the organism in Eukaryota, Viridiplantae, Streptophyta, Magnoliopsida, Poales, Poaceae. The record is from RefSeq and is a predicted model, not a curated record. Gene Ontology annotation, cellular component: extracellular region.
UUAAAUACGUCCCCACAAAACCGCGCGAUCGAACACACUGCAAGCUCACGCUCACCCUGUCACACUCACUCCAGUGUAGUGUACCGCAGCGCGAGCUUUGCAGGGAGCAAUGGCGAUGGCGGUGCGGGUCGCGGCGGGGCUCGUCGUCGCGCUGCUGCUCGCGGGCGACGCGUCGGCGGCGACGCUGGCGCUGUACAACCGGUGCGCGGAGACGGUGUGGCCGGGCAUCCAGCCGAGCGCCGGCAAGGAGCUGCUCGCGCGCGGCGGGUUCCAGCUGGCGCCCAACCGCGCCACCUCCAUCCGCCUCCCCGCCGGCUGGUCCGGCCGCGUCUGGGGCCGCCAGGGCUGCAGCUUCGACGCCGCGGGGCGCGGCCGCUGCGCCACGGGCGACUGCGGCGGGGCGCUCUACUGCAACGGCGCCGGCGGCGCGCCGCCGGCCACGCUGGCGGAGAUCACCCUCGCGUCCACCCCGGCCGCGCAGGACUUCUACGACGUGAGCCUCGUCGACGGCUACAACAUCCCCAUCGCCAUGACCCCGUCCCACGGCUCCGGCGCCAACUGCGUCCCCGCGGGGUGCAUCAGCGACCUCAACCGCGUCUGCCCCGCCGGCCUCGCCGUCCGCGGCGGCGGCGGCGACAACCGCGUCGUCGGAUGCCGCAGCGCCUGCGCCGCCUACGGCGCGCCGCAGUACUGCUGCACCGGCCAGUUCGGGAGCCCGCAGCAGUGCAAGCCGACGGCGUACUCCCGGCUGUUCAAGACGGCGUGCCCCAAGGCCUACUCCUACGCCUACGACGACCCGACCUCCAUCCUCACCUGCUCCGCCGGUGCGUCCUACAUCGUCACCUUCUGCCCGCACCGCCGCUAGACAGCGUAACCCAACCCAAGCAAAGAUUUGCUUCCCACUCAUCAUGAACAAUGGCAAAGACGCUAGCUUUAGUCAUGGUGCAUGGCAUUGUUGUUGCUGAUGUUCUUGGUUCUUCUUGAUGCUGUUGAUGCGUCAUGUAUUAGUGCCGUAAUAAUAAUAAUACUAUUAUUAGCAUUAAACCAGUGGGUUGUACUGUAGUUUUAGCGGUUGGUUUGGGUAUAACGUGAGGAGAUCUGGUGGUCUACCACUGGUAGGCCGGGAAAGGAGGAGGUAUAUGGGUAUAUGGAAGAACUGAAACUAGUAAUAUGUUUGUUUCCGUUCAAUUUCAGCUGGUUUUGGUGCACCUGAGCAAGAUAUGCAUUUUACUUUCACUUA